AGUUGAGCACUGACUAAAAAUGGGAAUUGAAUAAAGAUCUGAAAACUAGAUAAUAUCAUGAUCUGCUGGGGCGAAAGCACGUUCAGUGAAUUGGGUUUGGACAGUGUCUGCCAGGAUUAUGCGUGUGGGACAGCAGAAAAUCCUCUGACAACUUCACAGAAAGCCAAGAUAACUGCCGUUUCUGUUGGAAGACGCACGAUUGCCGUUGUCACAGAAAAUGGAGAAGGAAAAUUCUGUUUACAGGAUGAAACGAGUGAAAGAAAAAACAUACAUUCAAAGAACUUGGCAUUGAGGGGGGAGAAAAUCGAGUCUUUGAGCUGUGGAGCAGAUUUCAUUGUCGUGGUCUCAGAGAAGGGCAACGUUUUCCAGCUAAACUGCCAAAUAAAAUCAUCUUCCAUUCCCAGGUGUCUCAGUGCACUAAAUGGCAGACAUGUGAUACAGGUUGCCUGUGGGGACCACCACACCAUUGCACUCUCAAGAGAUGGACAGCUCUUCACAUGGGGAAAAAACUCCAAUGGUCAACUGGGACAGGGGGAGGGAGGACCCAGCUCUGAGACCCCUAAGCGCCUCUUCUCUCUGUCAGGGAUCCCCCUGGCUAUGAUCACUGCUGGAGGGGACCAAAGCUUUGCUCUGUCUGUAUCAGGAGCUGUGUUUGCUUGGGGCAAAAACAGUGCAGGACAGCUUGGCGUAGGAGAUAAGGAAGAUAGAUAUGAGCCAACUAUUGUGAAGAGCCUACAUCUGAAGAGGACUGUCUUCAUUUCAUGUGGAGAUGAGCAUACUGCAAUUCUGACCAAGGGAGGUCUGGUGUUCACGUUUGGAUCAGGAGAGUACGGGCAGCUUGGACACAGCUCCAACAGAGAAGAACUGCAGCCUCGCCUGGUGGCUGAACUCUGGGGGUCAAGUGUGACCCAAAUAGCCUGUGGAAGGCACCACACACUUGCAUAUGUUGAAUCCUUGAAAUCAAUCUACUCAUUUGGAUGUGGAGAGCAAGGGCAGCUGGGAAGUGGACAGGCCACCAAUCAGAAUGUGCCUCUUCCUGUUCAGCUGUCUCCAGAAUUUGAUCAUGGAAUUGGGACCAUUUUUGCUGGAGCAAAUCAGUCAUUCUGCUCUUGUGAGACACUAGCCUAUCCUGGCAAAAUGAUUUUGACUGUGGAUGACGAUUUAAUUAACAAAUGGAUCUCAGGGUGUGAUUCAAACCCACGGAGAACUCUAAAAAGGGAGAUAAAAAGAACUUUUUCUUCACCAUCAACUCUCAAUGGUAGCUUUCUCAAUGAAAGCGGUGAUAAGCAUUACCAAACCUCAAUGGAGAAUUCAGGUCUGGACUUGUCUCUAGCACGUCUAGCCUUUGAGAAGCUGGCAAAUAAUAAACACUUGUUGAAAGAGGUAGCAUCAGUGGUGCAACGUACGCUGAUCCCCUCCCUGCCUGUACACCCUUCUGGUGUGGAGGACCUGAGAGUCUAUUUGAUCCUACCUGAGCUCCUGAGAGUCCUGCCCAUGAAAAAAGACCUCUGUGUAUUGUUCGCUAAAGCAGUUUGCAGACUGCAGCCACAGUGCCUUAAGAUCCUAGAGGGUUUAUGGUCAAAACUUCCAGACUCCUUUUUCAAGUCCCUGGUGGAAGUGGUGCACUCAGCAUCCACAUGGUUCCUCGACCAGAUGAGGACAGAGUGGUGUGAUUACAGGACCUCUGUGGAGAAGACUGUGGAAGUUCUACAGAAGCUGUAUGAGGUUAACUGUAGUGCUGGAAGGAAGAUUGAGAACAGCAACUUCUAUAUCAAUGAAAUUAAACUCUUCUUUAAAUCUUUGGGAGACGUUGGAAGAAGACGUUUUUCCUCUACACGCAGAAAAAUUGAAAAAUUCAUGAUGAAGAAGUUGGUCUUAUACCCAAGUAUCUUUGACUUGGAGACAAAAUGCAUGGUCUUCCAGUUAAAUAACAUAGCUUGCUUUGUGCUGAAUUUCCCAGAUCGUUCAUUACAGAAUGACCUGUGUGUGAACAGAAGGUCCCUUCUGACUGAUACCUUCCAAGAAUUGAGAAACUAUGGCCGUGACUACCUUUGCCCUCUAAAGGUAAAAUUUGAAGAUGAGGAUGGUAUUGAUCAUGGAGGUGUGUUACAGGAGUUCUUCACUGUCUUUGCCAAGGAAAUUCAUUCACUGGAGCCAAUGAUGUUUGAGCUAUUUCAAGAGUCAGGACUUGUCUGGUUCAUGCCAGAGGGCCACUGUGACCAUGAUGCUUACUACUGGCUAGGAAAUCUCUGUGGGAUGGCUCUGUACAACCAGCGUGUUGUGAAUUUUCACUUUCCACUGGCGCUUUUUAAGAAGAUAUUGGGUGUUAGGCCAACUCUGGAAGACCUGAAAGAACUCUCUCCCAUUGAAGCCAGGAGCUUGGAAGAAGUCCUAAAUGAAGAUGAAGACAUUUUGGAACUGCUUUACUUAGAUUUCACAGCUAAAGGCUAUGAAUUAGUUGCAGAUGGAAGAGAGAGAUCAGUAACCAAAUGCAACAGGCAGCAGUACGUGGAGGCAUACGUCGAUUUCAUUUUCAACCAGUCCGUGCAGAAGCAGUUCCUUGACUUUCACAAGGGAUUUUCACUUGGAUGCCCAAAUGAAAUAUGGAGCCUGUUUCUUCCCGAAGAACUCAUGGCCAUUCUGAGCGGAAACGUUGACUACGUGUGGGAGGAGCUGGAGAAGAAUGCUAUGUAUCAUGCAUAUGAGCCCACAGACAAGAACAUCCAAAACUUCUGGACUGUCUUCUUUGAGCUGUCUGAGGAGAAAAAGAAGAAUUUUCUCUCCUACAUGACAGGAAGUGACCGGCUGCCCAUCGGGGGACUGGCAAACAUUAAGAUCACCAUUGUCAAUCAAAACAAGCCCAACCCUGAUGACUUUUAUCCGGUCGCAAAUACCUGCUAUCGCUGCUUAUACCUUCCAAAUUACAGCAGCAUUCAUGUUCUGAGAGAGAAGUUUGUCCAUGCAAUCUCUUUUUAUGAAGAAUUUGGAGAAUAUUAGUGCCACAUGCAGAUAAGGACAGUAAUCCUUCAACUGCUGAGGUUUCACAAAACUUGCUGGAACAGCCACUACCACAGCUGCAUUCUCACUGCCUUUGAACAUUCCUCAUCUGUGUUGUAAAGUCUCUGAUCUAAUUUUUCAUUUUUCUGAUCUUCUGUUUUUUUAUUAUGAUUUCCCCUUUACCAUGCAAUUCUACCAUCAUUGGAAUGCUAAAAGAAUGUGUAGCAUAAAUCCAUAUGCUUCAGUAGAAGAUUUUUAAAAAUUCACAUGUGAUUUAAUUCUUAACAUUUAUUCUUUAAUAGUUUAUAUGUUCAAUUAGUUGUAUAUUCCAUCGGUUCCUUUUUAAUAUUACAUUGAAGAGCACGAUAAUUAAAAUCUGUUUACCAUUCUGAACUGAAUACCAUAGUUGCCUUUUUCUGGUCAUCUAUAAGAGGAAAAAACUGAUUCCUUAAGCAGCCAUUCCCCUUUUUGAUGAAACACAAGUGCAAAGAGUACAUUUUUAACCAGUUUCUGGAACAUAAUUUAAAGGUUUACUUAACUAUACUGCUGUGUUCUGCACCCAUAGAAUAGAUCAUCUAUAGGCUAUGACUUAUUAUGCUAAAUCUGUGUAUUAAGAUGUCUUUAAACUUACAUGACCAUUUGGUGUAAAGUAAUCUAGCGAUAAUGUACCAAUGCGAUAUUCUGCAAUUACAGUGAGGCGCUGGACUAAUAAAUUACAUGUAUAUUCAGUCUCAAAUGAGAAUUUUACUCCAUAUAGUUGAUGUGUUUCUUGACUGUUUGAGCUGUAACACAAAUCCCCAUGGUGACACCAAACUGGACAGCCUGUCUGGUCACAGGACUACAUGUAAAUCAGCAUAAUGGUGCCGAUUCAUUUGGGAGUAUGUACA
Molecule: messenger RNA, 3884 nt
Organism: Conger conger (European conger)
Lineage: Eukaryota; Metazoa; Chordata; Actinopteri; Anguilliformes; Congridae
Product: probable E3 ubiquitin-protein ligase HERC4
Exons: 23
Coding region: 58-2997 (979 amino acids)
Biological process (GO): protein ubiquitination; ubiquitin-dependent protein catabolic process
Molecular function (GO): ubiquitin protein ligase activity
Source: RefSeq, a predicted model, not a curated record